CGCUAGCAGCUGGCCUACCAAAAAUGACGACAACACGACGAUUGCUCUCUAUAUAAACGGAGAGUGUCGUGUGCGAGCCUUGCUAGCUAGUAUAGCUUACACCGGGACUUGCAUAUUAAUUAAGCAGCAUAUAUAGGCGAUCGACAGACAGCGAUGAAGGUAGCGGUGGUGGGUGGCGGCGUAAGCGGGCUAGUGGCGGCGCACGAGCUGGCGAGGAGCGGCGGCGGCGGCGUGCGCGUCACCGUGUACGAGAAGGAGGAUUACCUCGGCGGUGCCAAGACCGUUGCCGUCGACGGCGGAGCAGCAGCAGACGGCCGUGUAGCCGUCGACCUCGGCCUCAUGGUCUUCAACCCGGUGAGAAGCCCAAACAUGAUGGAAUGGUUUGAAAGGCUAGGGGUGGAGAUGGACACAUCAGACAUGUCAUUCUCAGCAAGCAUGCGGUUAAACAAAGGUAAAGGCUUCGAGUGGGGAAGCCGCAAUGGUAUGUCUAGUGUAUUGGUGCAGAAGAGCAAUUUGCUUAGCCCCAGAUUCUGGCUCGUGAUCCAUGAGAUAUUCAAGUUCAAGAAUCAUGCCCUCAAGUACUUGGAGGACCACGAAAGAGACCCUGACUGGAAUCAAACUUUGGGGCAGUUCAUUCAGUCACAUAGAUAUUCACAGCUCUUCCAGGAUGCCUACCUUAUUCCAAUGUGUGCAUGCAUUUGGCCCAGUACGUCGAAGGAAGUAUUGGGCUUCCCUGCCCUUUUUGUUCUUUCAUUUUUCCAGGACAAUCAGCUUCUUGAGUUUUUUAGUCGCUCACAGUGGCUUACUGUCAAAGGUGGUUUGGGGUCCUACAUGAACAAGGUAAGGGAAGAAUUGGAGAGCAAUGGCUGUCAGAUUAAGAUCGGCUGUGAAGUCAGCUCUAUUUCGAAGUCCAAAGGAGGUUACCAAAUUUUAGAGGUUGAUGGCUCAGAGGAGAAGUACGAUAGGAUCAUAUUAGGUGUUAAUGCACAGGAUGCACUAAAAGUACUAGGAGCUGAAGCAACAAAUGAGGAACUGAAGACUCUAGGAGCUUUCCAGUAUAUCCGCAGUAACGUGUACCUCCACUGUGAUGAAAGUCUGAUGCCACAUAAUUUCUCCGCAUGGAGUGCUAGGAACUUCUUGGGGACAACAAGCAGUGGUGUCUGUGUUACCUCCUGGCUAAAUAUACUUCAGAACAUUGAAUCUGCCGGGCCUCUACUUGUGACACUGAACCCUCCUCGUGUUCCCAAACAUGUUUUGCUUAAAUGGCAUACCAAACACCCAAUUCCUUCCAUUGCUGCUGCUAAGGCUAACCAUGAGCUCAAGAACAUCCAAGGAAAGAGGGGAAUUUGGUUCUGUGGCGCAUAUCAAGGCUACGGAUACCACGAGGACAGUGUUAAGGCUGGGAAAGCAGCAGCUUCAGGAUUGCUUGGAAUGAAAUGUGACCUUUUGGUUAACCCAAAACCGAUGGUCCCAUCAUGGACUGAGGCUGGCGCACGUUAUUUGGUAGCAAAAAAUUUAGACCAAUACAUAUCCAUUGGUAACUUCUGCAUGCUCGAGGAAGGAGGCACUAUGUUUAGUUUUGGUAAAGCAUGUGAGAAAUGUCCUAUAAAAUCUGUGAUACGAGUUCACGAUCCCCAGUUCUAUUGGAAGGCUGCAACAGAAGGAGACCUUGGUUUUGCAUCUGCCUACAUCCAGGGCUAUAUCUCAUUUGUUGAUCACCGAAACGGCCUUGUGAACCUUGUACGGAUUAUAUUGGCUAAUAGAUGUGAACGCAAGAGAUUAUACAGCACUGCUAAGACAAGUGCUUAUACAAGGAAGGCCUGGUGGGCACCGUUCCUUGGAAUUAGUGGAGUCGCAUUUGCAAAAUACUUUCUACUUCACGCCUGGCGGAAGAAUAGUGUAUCCAAAGCUCGUAAAAAUAUAUCUGAACACUAUGAUCUGAGUAAUGAUUUCUUUGCUCUUUAUCUGGAUCCAUCUAUGACGUAUUCUUCUGGUAUUUUCAAGGCGGAGGACGAGAGCUUAGAAGCAGCCCAGCUACGUAAGCUUGACAGUCUCAUCAAUAAGGCUAAGGUGGAGUCAGGGCAUCAUGUUCUUGACAUUGGUUGUGGUUGGGGGACUUUAGCAAUAAGGUUGGUGCAGAAAACUGGUUGCAAGUGCACAGGAAUUACAUUAUCCGAGGAGCAACUCAAAUACGCCAAGAGAAAGGUGAAAGAAGCUGGAUUAGAGGACCGCAUAACUCUCUUGCUUUGCGAUUACCGUCAAAUACCAAAUGGCCAAAAGUUUGAUAGGAUUAUAAGUUGUGAGAUGCUUGAACACGUUGGCCAUGAGUUCUAUGAAGACUUUUUUGCCUCCUGCGAGUAUCAUUUGGCAGAACACGGCAUAUUUGUCCUCCAGACCAUUGCACUCGUAGAGGAAAUGUAUGACAAAAUGAGGUUGCGGCCUGAGUUUGUAAAGACAUAUAUCUUCCCCGGUGGCUGCCUACCGUCUCUAGCCCGGAUUGUGUCUGCCAUGACUAAUGCAUCAAGAUUCAACAUACAACAUGUUGAGAAUAUUGGGGAUCACUACUACACGACUCUAAUGAACUGGUGGGACAACUUCGCGGCAAACAGAGAAAAAGCUUCUGCCCUUGGAUUUGAUGAAAAAUUCAUCCGUACUUGGGAGUAUUAUUUAGGUUAUUGUGCAGCUCUGUUCAAAUCGCGCAUUUGUAUAGAUUAUCAGAUAGUGUUUGCUCGGCCAGGUGAUUCAAAGCUGCCAAGCUAUGUUGCCAUUGCAUAGGUGGAGGCUGUUGUGUUUAUGUAUCAAAAGGAUUCUUGCAGUGCAAUAUGUUAGUGUGAGCUUUAUUCAGUCAUGUACGUUUGUGUUGGAGAGCAGGUCAGCAGCUGGAUGCGUGAGAUAUAUAGUUUGAUUAGAGAGGCACGUAUAAGAUGCAUGCUAGUAGUCCAUGCAGGUGAAUAUUGUGGAUUAAACCGUGGUCCAGUACUUGAUGUCAAGGGAAGUACCUAGCUGCUUGCUCAUGUGUGUUAGUGGUGCUUUAAUUUGCAUUAGAUUGGUGCUCCACCUAGGAGGUGAAAUAGUGGUCAUGGCAUCUUGGUGCUAAGCCGAGUCUUGCCAAACAUAUUGAGUUUGACGACUUUGUAAUAAUAUUUUUUAAAUAUAUUGAAGUUUAUUAAUAA
Sorghum bicolor (sorghum) is the source of this 3173-nucleotide messenger RNA. RefSeq lists its product as uncharacterized. Lineage: Eukaryota; Viridiplantae; Streptophyta; Magnoliopsida; Poales; Poaceae. The transcript has 24 exons. Bases 154 to 2775 code for a protein of 873 amino acids. Gene Ontology annotation, molecular function: oxidoreductase activity; methyltransferase activity. The record is from RefSeq and is a predicted model, not a curated record.